UGUGGGGGCGGCCGGGAGCGGGCGCGGCGCGGUCAUGUCGGCAGCGCUGCUGCGCCGCGGCCUGGAGCUGCUGGAGCCGCCGGCUCGGGCAAAGGCGCCGCCGGGACUCCAGCGAGGCCGGGCCGGCCCCAGGGCGGCGGGCGCGGCGAGGCGGAGGAAGAGGGCACCGGAGCCUGGCAGGAACAAGGCCACGGUUAAGGGCAGAGUCGUGAAGUCGGCGAUAGAGGAGUACCAUAAGAAGAAGCCUGUGAAUCACUUGAGAGAAAACCUGCAGUACAUGUUGAAGGGACGGGUUGUUGCAGACAAAACCGUCACAGAACAAGUUCUUGCUCAGAACAGAGGUAGGAAGUCCAAGGAUCAGCCUCCAGAGAAGACAGAAAAGAAGAAGCCCGAAGGCACUGUGUUUACCGAGGAAGAUUUCCGUAAAUUUGAGAGGGAAUACUUUGGGAUACCAUAAACAUCCUGACGGGGGUUCUUGCAGCUCCAGCCUUUUUGCAGCUUCUCCAGCCUGGCACGCAGGCCUGGGCAUUUCCUCAGUGUGUUUGAGAUGGCACAUGGGGAUGUGCCUCUGCCAGCAAGUACCUCCGUGUCGGACUUGCAGAGCAGCUCUGGUCUGGGCAGAGCUUGUUGCUGGGCAGCUAAAGCCACAGAGGCGCUCUUGGCUCUGAGCUGUGUUGUCCUUAUAAUCAUCUUCCUGCAGCCAGCAUGUCUUGCAUUCUUGAUGUAGAAGGGUGGACUAAGCCAAAUAAAAAUCUUUUUCCCCUUCCUCAGGAUAUAAGGCUCCCGCUACCUGUGUUAUUUGGCAGGGAGCAUUGAAAGUACUGUAUCUGAAUGGAGAAAUGUUUUGGACCAGCAUUAGUAAAUCUCUGGAAGGGAAGGAUGCUUUGAAAGACUGUUAAACUUGAGUAACCCUGCAGUUUGGGUUCUUAUUACAGCCCCUGUCAGGUCUGUCAGUCACUGCAAAAACUUUUUAUAUGUCAUUUGAUUAAAUAAUUGUUGCAGAUGCUGUC
Corvus hawaiiensis (hawaiian crow) is the source of this 1010-nucleotide messenger RNA. RefSeq names its product ribosomal protein S19 binding protein 1 (gene RPS19BP1). The transcript is spliced from 4 exons. Gene Ontology annotation, molecular function: enzyme binding. Bases 35 to 457 code for a protein of 140 amino acids. Lineage: Eukaryota; Metazoa; Chordata; Aves; Passeriformes; Corvidae. Gene Ontology annotation, cellular component: nucleolus. The record is from RefSeq and is a predicted model, not a curated record.